AUGUUUCUGCAGGCUGCUAUAAUUAUUUCGUCGAUCAUUGUUCUGUAUUCUCUUAUUAAGAAGUAUAAGCGAGCAGAAAAGUUGGCAUAUGAGGCACACAAUGCAGAGCUUGAGAAAUACUUUGGAAUGAAGGCUGAAGGGAGCCAGCAGCAAGCACUUUUGAAGCAAUUGACAAAGGCUGGGGCAACCUUCUUGGAGAGGGUAACAAAGCUUGAGAAGGACAUGGAAGUGCUUGGAGAGCUUUAUGAAAAUAGGAUGAUAAGCGAGGCAUACUGGGAGCAAAUGAACAAGGAAAAGAAGAACUACGAGCUGGAAAAGAUGUGCAUUGAGUCGGAGGCAAGCAUUCUCAAGCAUGGAUAUGGAGAUGAGAUAUUCAAGGAGACAGGCAAGGCCAGCCCAUCAGUAAGCACAAACAAAAAAGGCAAGCAUGGUAUGGAGGAUGUGCUUUACCUGAAGAAAAGAGAAUUUCUUGAAGCAGAGCUGCUGAAGAGGCUUGAAAGCAGGGCCGAUGUAGUGUAG
This is a messenger RNA of Ordospora pajunii, 519 nucleotides long. RefSeq lists its product as uncharacterized. The record is from RefSeq and is a predicted model, not a curated record. Bases 1 to 519 code for a protein of 172 amino acids. The transcript has a single exon. Lineage: Eukaryota; Fungi; Microsporidia; Ordosporidae. Gene Ontology annotation, cellular component: Sec62/Sec63 complex. Gene Ontology annotation, biological process: post-translational protein targeting to membrane, translocation.